CGCCCCUCCACCUUGCACAGGCAGCUGUUACCCUGGAGACGAGUCUCACAAGCCGAGAGGAGCUGAUCGGGGGAGCUAAAGAACACAUCAUGUGAUACAGGGGAGACCUACCGAACCCGGACAUCAGAGAGCGGGUGAGAAUCAGUUUUGCCAAGGACUGAAAACCCAUUGUCUACGUAACAAAAAUGAACCGCUACACCACCUUCAAACAGCUUGGGGAUGGCACUUAUGGAAAUGUCCUGCUGGCAAAGAGCAAUGAGACUGGAGAGUUAGUGGCUAUCAAAAGAAUGAAAAGGAAGUUCUAUUCAUGGGAUGAAUGUAUGAAUUUGAGGGAAGUGAAGUCCCUGAAGAAACUUAAUCAUGCUAAUGUCAUCAAGCUGAAAGAGGUUAUCCGAGAAAAUGAUCAACUUUAUUUUGUGUUUGAAUAUAUGAAAGAAAACCUAUACCAGCUGAUGAAAGACCGAAAUAAGUUGUUCCCUGAGUCAGUCAUCAGAAACAUUAUGUUCCAAAUUUUACAAGGGCUAGCUUUUAUCCAUAAGCACGGGUAUUUCCAUAGAGAUAUGAAGCCUGAAAAUCUCUUAUGUAUGGGUCCUGAUCUUGUGAAAAUAGCUGAUUUUGGAUUAGUGCGAGAGCUGAGAUCUCAGCCACCCUACACAGACUAUGUGUCUACCAGAUGGUACAGAGCACCAGAGGUAUUGCUUAGAUCCACUACGUAUAGCUCUCCAAUAGACAUAUGGGCGGUUGGCAGCAUCAUGGCUGAACUAUACACACUACGGCCUCUCUUCCCAGGGACAAGUGAAGUUGAUGAAAUCUUCAAAAUCUGCCAAGUUCUAGGAACUCCCAAGAAAAAUGACUGGCCUGACGGAUACCAACUGGCAACAUCCAUGAAUUUCCGAUUUCCACAGUGCGUUCCUAUUAACCUGAAAACUCUUAUCCCUAAUGCCAGUGACGAGGCUUUAACACUAAUGAGAGACAUGCUUCAUUGGGACCCAAAGAAACGACCCACAGCCAGUCAGGCUUUAAGGUACCCUUAUUUCCAAGUUGGACAGGCACUUGGACCUCCACCACAAUACAUCGAGCCGAAAAAGCCUGUGAAUAAACCAGUGCAACCUAUAGAGCCACAGCCAGCGUCUGCAGUGAAGAAGAAAUCUCCACAGAUUGCUUUGGAGAAGACAGGGACUGACUCGGCGAUGGUCGCUCAUCGGCCCCUUCAGCAGAUUCAGGUGCCACAGAGCACAAAGGAAAACUCUCUUCCCAAACCUACACAAGUGUUUCUUCCCAACAUCAGCAAAACCAACUCUCCAAAGCCAGUAGCUCAGGUGUCCCAGAACAAUGCUGCUCAUGUUAAAAAUGGAAGGCGUCGCUGGGGACAGUCAGUUCUGAAAGACAGCUGGGAUGACUUUGAUACUGAAUUUGGCAUCUCGUAUUCUAAGAAACCCAGCAUUGCUGCAAUUAAGGACAAUAAAAACACGGAUCCUCUGUUCAGCUUGCCAGAGUCUGCUCCAACGGGAGAGGAAAACAAAGGUCCUUCACAGAUGGGUAUGUUAAGAAUGGACUCGGGGAAGACCACCUCAGCUAAACAGCAUUAUCUACGGCAGGCAAGAUAUUUCCCUGGUAUGAACCCAAAAAAUGGAGGAUUUUUGUCAACUAGUAAAGAAGCAAAUAAUUCUGCAUGGAGCAGUGCAUUGGCCUCUAAACCACUUGGUCCAAUUGGUGGAGGACUUGCUUUCAGUAGAACUAAUGCAGGCACGUUAGGAGGAUUUAAUGGUCCUUCAUACAACCCACCUGGGGGAUAUAUUCCUUCAUUUCACAAAAAGGAGGUUGGCUCAGCAGGACAGAGAAUACAGCUUGCACCAAUUGGCGCUACAACUUCACCCACACAUGAUGCUGGCGAUGAUAAGCCAAUGUUUAUUAAACCAAAACCUACCUGCCAAAAGGCAGUGUUUGAUGACCCCCCAGAUUACGAAGCUUGGAAAACAAAAGGCGCGCGCUCGCAGUUUCCGGGUCCAUCUUUUAAACCAGCAGCUAGGAACCUGCCUAUGUUAAAUCGGCCAGUUCAACCAGUGCACGGGAGAACAGACUGGGCCGCCAAAUACGGUGGCCACCGUUAACACCAUUGUUUACCGGCCAACAGCGGUCAGUUUUAGAGAGAAAAAGUGCCCCAUAACCCAUUGCUUCCUUUGUUUUGUAGGAUAACAGAACAGCAUUACCUAAAUUAAUUUGCCAAAAUGAAGAUGGCGUUUGCAAUACUACCAAAAAUUUGUAUUUUAUCCGAUUCCAAAAUAAACUGAGAUAAAAGUGUAAGUCGCAAUUUAAAGGUUGGGCGGUACAAAUACUUUUUGAUUAUAAAUUGGCAGUUUGAUAUCACAAA
This is a messenger RNA of Spea bombifrons (plains spadefoot toad), 2371 nucleotides long. It is a transcript of the gene MAK, whose product is annotated as male germ cell associated kinase. The record is from RefSeq and is a predicted model, not a curated record. The transcript is spliced from 15 exons. Gene Ontology annotation, biological process: cilium assembly; protein phosphorylation; intraciliary transport. Gene Ontology annotation, molecular function: ATP binding; protein serine/threonine kinase activity. Lineage: Eukaryota; Metazoa; Chordata; Amphibia; Anura; Pelobatidae. Bases 186 to 2111 code for a protein of 641 amino acids. Gene Ontology annotation, cellular component: cytoplasm; nucleus; cilium.